This is a messenger RNA of Quercus robur (English oak), 1449 nucleotides long. RefSeq lists its product as uncharacterized. The record is from RefSeq and is a predicted model, not a curated record. The transcript has a single exon. Bases 1 to 1449 code for a protein of 482 amino acids. NCBI's taxonomy places the organism in Eukaryota, Viridiplantae, Streptophyta, Magnoliopsida, Fagales, Fagaceae. Gene Ontology annotation, molecular function: nucleic acid binding; RNA-DNA hybrid ribonuclease activity.
AUGACCAAGUCCCAUGCUAUCAAAGCUUUGUUACAACAACAGAUCCUCUCUGGCAGAAUAUCCCAGUGGUUGUUGCAAUUGUCACAGUACGACUUGAGAAUGGGGACACCUAGGGCGGUGAAAAGCCAGGCUAUAGAGGAUCUAUUAGCACAGUUUCCAGGAGAAGAAGAAUUCCCGCUGGAUGAUGAAGUUCUAGGGGAAGUAGCCAUGACAGAAGAGGUCAGAGAACAAUGGGUAAUGGAAUUUGAUGGGUCUUCUACUACCCAGUUUAGAGGGGUGGGAGUAGUUUUGUACCAUGAAGAAGACAAGGCAGUGGCGCUAUCGUUCAAACUAGAAUUCCCAUGUUCAAACAAUACCACAAAAUACGAAGCCUACCUAACUGGGCUAGCCACGGCUCUCGAAAUGAGAAUCAAACAUUUGAGAGUAUUAGGAGAUUCGAACCUAGUCGUCUACCAGACCAAGGGAAGCUUCUCCUUAAAAGAGCCUAGUCUAGCCCCAUACAGAGCAAUGGCCCAGAGGAUGGAAGAAAAAUUUUCAACUUUCGAAAUAGAGCAUGCUCUAAGGAAUGAAAACCGGUUUGCGAACGCAUUAGCCGCACUAGGGUCACAAAUAAUUUUCGAAGGGGAUAGCACUAGGAUAGAAGUCAGCAAAAGGGAAGAAUUCAUCAUUGAGGUGUUGAAGGAAAGGUUCCGAGAGGAACAGUGCAAAGGGGAUUGGCGGAUCCCCAUAAGGGAAGUCUUGAUGAGGGGAGAAGAUGCCGCAGAAUUAAAAAUACUAAAAGACUACGCCCUGGUGAGAGAAGAGUUGUACCGCAGGAUGCCAGGUGGGGUCUUGUUCAGAUGCGUGGGGCAGGAGGAGGCCCAGAGAAAAUUGAAAGAAGUACACGACAAGACUUGCGGAUCUUGCGGGGAGGUCAGCCUUUACCGUAGACUUCAAAGUACAGGCUUCUACUGGCUAAGUAUGGGUAAAUAUGCAGAUCAAGUCCAAACCCAGUGUGGGACCUGCCAGCUUGCGGCAAAUAGAGAUGAAAGUUUCGAUGUGUUCAUCAGCGAAGAUUGGAGAAGCCCUUUCAUACAGUACCUAACAGAAGGCAUCCUGCCACAAAAGCAUAGUGAAAGAUACAAGCUUAAGAGGUUGGCAACACGUUACUUUUUGCAUAAUAUGGUCAUUUUCAAAAAAGGGUACGAUGGGGACCCUUUGAGGUGUUUGGGCCCUGAAGAAGCAAAAGAAAUGAUAAAAGAAGUACAUUCAGGAGAAUGUAGGGAACACCAGGGGAAGAAAAAGCUCUACAGAUGCUUGCUGCAGAUGGGCUACUAUUGGCCUACCAUGAAAAGAGAUACAGCAGAAUUUGUGAAAACGUGCCACAGUUGUCAAGUACAAGCCAACUUGAUUCACACCCAUCCACAGAAUUUACAUAGCAUGGUCACCCCAUGGCCCUUCCACACUUAG